AUUUUCAUGACACGAAGUCAGUUUGUAAAGAAUCUACACGUUUGAAACGUUUUUAGGUAAUUUUUUCAGUCUUGUACAAUUAAAAAGUACAUUUACUAUUAAAAAUCAAACGUUUUGCAUUCCUUGUAUGAAAAGAAGUUUAGAUACAGUUUUCGACAGCUUUUCGGUGCACCUCUGACUGUUUCCAUAGAUAAAAAUGGCGCGAAAGUGAGAAGACCACAAUUUGUACCCUGAAGAUCUUUGAGCUGUUAAAUAAUAUCCAGGAGACAAUUAUUUGAUAUCAGAAAUUUAGUUCAAUAUGGACGUUAAGGAGGAAGUGGAAAUUAAGUUGGAGAAAGAAGAUAAUAUGAAAAAUUUAAUAUUAGAAUCUCCACUGCCAGAUUGUGUCAAGUCAGAACCAUGCUGGUUGGGAAUUGAUGAAGCAGGAAGGGGACCAGUACUAGGUCCUAUGGUUUAUGGAAUUUGUUUUAGUCCAAUAUCCAUGAAGGAGAAAUUUGGAGAAAUGGGAUUUGCUGAUUCUAAGACCUUGACAGAAGAUCAAAGAGAGAGCAUCUUUGAUAAGAUAAAUGAAGCCAAUGAAAUGAUUGGAUGGAUGGUUGAAGUGCUCUCCCCUACUUUUAUAUCAACUAGCAUGCUCCGUAGAACAAAAUAUAACCUUAAUGCUUUAUCACAUGACUGUGCUAUCAGGCUGGUGGCUCUCGCAAUUGAAAGGGGAGCUAACAUUGCUGAAGUUUAUGUUGAUACAGUGGGAGAUCCAACUAAAUACCAAGAGAAACUUAAAGGUAUAUUCCCAUCAAUUGACAUUACAGUAGCAAAGAAAGCUGAUUCUUUGUACCCAAUUGUCAGUGCAGCCAGUAUAUGUGCUAAAGUCACCAGAGAUAAAGCUGUCAAAAAAUGGAAGUUCCAAGAAGAAAUAAAUACGGAAGAUCUUCAAUAUGGCUCAGGCUAUCCAGCUGAUCCUAACACUAAAAGUUUCCUUGCAAACAAUAUGGACUAUGUAUUCGGUUUUCCACAAUUUGUUAGGUUUAGUUGGUCUACGGCAGCCAUUAUUUUAGAAAAAGAUGCUGCCCCUGUGAAAUGGGAAGAUGAUGAUGAAGACGAAAAUGCUGACAAAAGCAAUAUGGCAUUGACUUCAUUCUUCUGUAAGAAGGACCAUAACCCUAAAAUGGACAGACAUAUUUAUUUCAAAGAUAGAUGCAUAGAAACAGUUCAAAAAUUGUAGUGCUGACUGUGCUACAGAUUAUUCUUACUAAACUAAGGGGACUGCAGGCUAAAUAAAGUCUGAGAUUCUAAGUACAUGUAGUUGUAACCAUAAUGUGUUCAGUUAUUUAAUCAAUUUAAAUACAAAUUAAACAACAAGUUUCUUUUGGUUAA
Mytilus trossulus (common blue mussel) is the source of this 1374-nucleotide messenger RNA. Its product is annotated as ribonuclease H2 subunit A-like. The transcript is spliced from 2 exons. Gene Ontology annotation, biological process: DNA replication, removal of RNA primer; mismatch repair. Gene Ontology annotation, cellular component: ribonuclease H2 complex. Gene Ontology annotation, molecular function: RNA-DNA hybrid ribonuclease activity; RNA binding. Bases 299 to 1222 code for a protein of 307 amino acids. NCBI's taxonomy places the organism in Eukaryota, Metazoa, Mollusca, Bivalvia, Mytilida, Mytilidae. The record is from RefSeq and is a predicted model, not a curated record.